Molecule: messenger RNA, 2698 nt
Organism: Mobula hypostoma (lesser devil ray)
Lineage: Eukaryota; Metazoa; Chordata; Chondrichthyes; Myliobatiformes; Myliobatidae
Gene: slc38a12
Product: transmembrane protein 104
Exons: 10
Coding region: 131-1624 (497 amino acids)
Source: RefSeq, a predicted model, not a curated record
GGCACGGGCACGGGCACGGGCACGGGACUGGACGGGAGCGGGCGCGGGCAUCGGCACCGGGACGGGAGCGGAGGCGGGGAACGAAGAGGGGCGGCAGGUCAUUUGGAAGUCGCUGUUCUCGGAACUGAAAAUGCCGGGUGGGAUUACAGAAACGGGGGAGUUGUACUCUCCAUAUGUGGGGCUCGUUUACAUGUUUAACUUGAUCGUUGGGACGGGAGCACUGACAAUGCCACAGGCGUUUGCUGUUUCUGGCUGGGCCGUGAGCCUUGCCCUCCUUACCUUCUUGGCAUUUAUGAGCUAUAUGACCACAACUUUUGUCAUUGAGGCCAUGGCAGCAGCAAAUGCACAUUUACGUUGGAAGAAGAGGGAGAGACAACAAAUAGUGGAUGAUAGUGAUGCCUCUUCAGACUCCUAUGACGAGGAUGCUAGGAGUGAGGUUGGACUGCUGGACGGUCCUGAACGGUCAGAGACGAGGCCUAUUCUCUCAGUGCAAAGAGCCAACACUUACAAUGCUUUUGACAUUGCGGAGCGAAUAGAAAUGGGUCAAAUGGCUUCCAUGUUCUUCAAUAAAGUGGGAGUCAACAUGUUCUACAUCUGCAUCAUAAUCUACCUCUAUGGGGACCUGGCUAUCUACGCAGCUGCUGUCCCAUAUUCCCUCACAGAAGUUGUCUGUGGUAAUCUGUCAUGCAGUGCUGUCAGCAAGGUAAAGCCCAACGAUACAGACCCAUGCUGGGGAUCGAUUAAACGCAUCGAUGCCUACAGGAUCUUCUUGACAGCGUUUUCAUUGCUUCUUGGGCCAUUCACCUUCUUCAAUGUGCAGAAGACCAAAUAUCUCCAGAUUAUCACCUCCCUGAUGAGAUGGAUAGCUUUUACAAUCAUGAUCAUCCUGGCUUUGAUCAGGAUAAGUAAAGGGAGAGGAGAGGGUCAUCCACAGAUUGCCAACUUCUCCGGAAUCCCCAACUUGUUUGGUGUCUGCGUCUAUUCUUUCAUGUGUCAACAUUCCCUGCCCUCCCUCAUCACCCCCAUCAGUAAGAAGAAGCACAUGAACACAUUGGUCCUGGUCGAUUAUGUGCUCAUCCUGGCCUUCUACAGCUUACUGUCUUUCACGGCCAUCUUCUGCUUCAGUAACCUGAAGGACAUGUACACUCUCAACUUCACAAGCAACUGUGAUGUUGUCAGUGUGCCCUUUAUCCGCUACUUCUUAGGGCUUUUCCCAGUUUUCACAAUCAGCACAAACUUCCCGAUAAUUGCAGUUACCUUGCGUAAUAACUGGAAGACCGUCUUUCACAGAGAAGGGGGAAUGUAUCCGUGGCUCAUUGACCGGAUUGUCUUUCCCCUGAUCACCAUUAUUCCCGCUAUCCUAGUGGCGUUCUGCACCCAUGACCUGGAGACUCUGGUGGGCAUUACUGGUUCUUAUGCGGGCACAGGCAUUCAGUAUAUCAUUCCCGCCUGUUUGGUUCACUUCAGCAGAAAGGACACUGAACUGGUGUUCGGAAGUCACGCUCAAAAUAAGCACAGCUCACCAUUCAAGCACACUUUCUGGGUGGUAUUUGUACUGGUGUGGUCAAUGUCGUGCUUCAUAUUUGUAACGGCCAACAUUGUACUGACGGAAACUAAGCACUGAGCAUCGACACUGCCUGAAAGGACACCUGCCUUGUCUAUCAGACUUGAAAGCCCUAAUUCCUUCACUGUGACUAAAAGUGAAGAUUUUGCAGGUCACUACAUCAUGCUAGUCGGUUGCUGUUUUGCAAACAUGUAAAUCUUCAUUCCUCUCCCCAGGGUACUGAUCGGUUUACUUUUGGCAGAAAAUGGUGUUUAAUUUGGGCAGUUUAUAAAUUAAAUGAGCAGCUUCUUGCAAAAGGAAUCAUGUACAUUAUUAACCCUAGAGUGAUUCACCACCGUUCCGGCUUUGAAUGUUUAUCAGUGACUGUUCUUGUUGAGGAAUGUUCUUGUGAACCAAGACAAAUUCCUUGUGGUUUACAAUUAUUGGUGAUGAUUAAACAAGAUGGCUGCAGACAAAACAGCCAUACACCUCAGCUGUAAAAUGUAAAGCAUUUGGUGCAGUUCUGUGGGAUAAAGCAGCUUUAAUCUGAAGUGACAACAUUGUUGCUGGAUAUAACCUGGCACUUUUUAACCUGCCCAGUGCUGAUUUGGAUGUAAAGGGCAGAUGUUUUCCAAAGAAUGUACAGACUCUGGCAUCCCUUGGCUGCUGAUUUGCCAGGUGUAGAGGUACAACUCUACAUAUCCAGUUUGAGUCUGCUUUCUUACCCUUAACAACCCAGAAUUCCACCCCCUGCCCCGCCCAACAUAACUCCCUGUUCCCAAUAAUUCACUGUUCAACUUUCCUCCAGUGCCUUGUAUUCUGUCUGUGAGGAAACGUGCUUUGGUUCCUCAGACCAUUCUGUUGUGCCUAUUUUUCAACCCUCUCCACUUGGAGAGACAGGGAUGGGAUGGUGACUGCUCAAACUGCCGGACAGUGCAGGCAGACUGGUUUACCACCCAAUCACAAGCCUCCGCUUCGAGCUGGAUUUUUGUCGCAGCCUUCACUCCGUUGCACACCCCAGAAUGCAUCAUGUUUUGCGUGGGAAGAAUUUAAAACAAAAAGCUAUGAAUUUUGCAGGAGAAGGUGGUUUUGUGUUUCAGCACUCAAUACCAAUGUAUAGUUAUGUAUCCCUUAUUCUAAUUGUACAGUAAAGUA